GCAGAGCUCAGAAAAGACAGCAGCAGGCUAGAGAGGCAGGCAGGCGGGCAGGCGGCGGCGGCCAAGGGUGGCAGUACGACCCUCUUUUGAGGGGAGGGGGGGUCCGAUUCUAACAAAAAAUAUAAAUAUAUAUAUGACACACAUUUAUAUAUAUAUAUGCAUGCCCAGGCCGGUCCUAUGCCGAUCCUAGGUAUUUUAGUAAGCAUUAGUAACCAUCGAGCUCUAUAUCUACACACUUGAAAAUGCCUAUUUUACUUUUCCUGAUAGACACGUCCGCCUCUAUGAAUCAGCGCACUUAUUUGGGUACGACGUAUCUGGACAUUGCUAAAGGCGCGGUUGAGAUCUUUAUGAAGCUGCGUGCCCGAGACCCGGCUAGUAGAGGCGACAGGUACAUGCUAGUUACAUUUGAUGAUCCACCAUACGGAGUAAAGGCUGGCUGGAAAGAGAACCAUGCCACAUUCAUGAGUGAGCUGAAGAACCUGCAGGCAUCUGGACUGACCACUCUGGGAAAUGCUCUCCGGGCAGCCUUUGACCUGCUCAACCUCAACAGGCUGGUCUCCGGCAUAGACAACUAUGGCCAGGGUCGGAACCCCUUUUUCCUGGAGCCGUCAGUCAUCAUCACCAUAACUGACGGGAACAAGCUAACUCACAGCUCUGGAGUGCCGGACGAGCUCCACCUCCCGCUCAACUCUCCUCUGCCCGGCAGUGAGCUGACCAAGGAGCCCUUCCGCUGGGACCAGCGGCUCUUCGCUCUGGUGCUGAGGCUGCCUGGGGCCGCCGUGCCCGACAGUGACCAGCUUGGCAGCGUGCCCAGCGACGAGUCCGCCAUCACCCAGAUGUGCGAGGUCACAGGAGGUCGAUCGUAUUGUGUUAGAACACAACGGAUGCUGAACCAGUGUCUGGAGUCUCUGGUCCAGAAGGUUCUGAGUGGAGUUGUGAUUAAUUUUGAGAAGACUGGUCCAGAUCCACCUCCUGUAGGUGAAGAUGGUGUGGUGGAUCCAGCGCGGCCUCUGACGUCCUUUAGCCCUCAGCCCUGGCACAGCUGCCACAAGCUCAUCUACGUGCGGCCGAACCCUAAAACUGGCGUCCCUGUGGGCCACUGGCCAAUCCCAGAGUCCUUCUGGCCUGACCAGAACUCGCCCACUCUGCCUCCUCGCUCGUCCCACCCGGUGGUGCGCUUCUCCUGUGUCGACUGUGAGCCCAUGGUGAUAGACAAGCUGCCCUUCGAUAAAUACGAGCUGGAGCCCUCACCUCUCACCCAGUACAUCCUGGAGAGGAAAUCACCUCACAUGUGCUGGCAGGUGUUUGUGAACAGCAGCGGCAAACACAGCGACGCGGCCCAGCCGUUCGGCUACCUGAAAGCCAGCACCACACUCACCUGCGUCAACCUGUUCGUCAUGCCUUACAACUACCCCGUCCUGCUGCCACUGCUUGAUGACUUGUUUAAAGUGCACAAGCUGAAGCCAAACCUCAAGUGGAGACAGGCGUUUGAGAUCUAUCUGAAAUCGAUGCCUCCGUAUUUUCUGCUGCCCUUAAAGAAAGCACUGAGGAUGAUGGGAGCACCAAAUCUCAUCUCCGACAACAUGGACUGUGGCCUGAGCUACAGCGUCAUCUCCUACCUGAAGAAACUCAGCCAGCAGGCUAAAAUAGAGUCAGACCGGAUGAUCGUGUCAGUAGGUAAGAAGCCCCCGCAGGAGACGGGCAUUAAGGUGAAGAAUCACUCCAGCACUCUGUCCCUGGCUCACCGGCGCGACUUCAAACAGCUACUGCAGGGCAUCACGGGCGAGGUGCCCCUCCGACUCAAUGACGUCAACUUCAAAGAGUUUGCCGGCUUCCAGAUCGCUCUUCUCAACAAGGAAGUAAAGCCCCAGGCUUAUCGGAACGCCUACGAUAUUCCACGGCGAAAUCUUCUGGAUCAGGUCACGCGGAUGCGCUCUAACCUUUUGAGGACCACUCAGAAGCUCAUCAGAGGCCAAGAUGAAGACUACCUGCACAGUAUUCCUGUGGGUCAGAUGGGAAACUAUCAGGAGUAUCUGAAGAUGAUGCCGUCUCCCCUGCGUGAAAUCGACCCUGACCAGCCCAAACGCCUGCACACAUUUGGCAACCCAUUCAAACAGGACAAGAAGGGAAUGAUGAUCGAUGAGGCAGACGAGUUUGUAACAGGCCCUCAGAACAAGAAAAGGGGAAACGCUGGGGAACCAAACUCGGGAGCAGCUCCGAAGAGGCGGAGGAGCAUGUCCCCUUUACUGCGGCGGCCCCAGACUCCGCCCAUCAUCACCAACCACGUCCUGGGCAAAGGGCCCACAGCGGCAUCGGGCCAACAGGGCCUCAUUAAACCCAUCCCACUGCACAAAGGAGUGGAGGGGAACAGCGUGGCAGGAAGCACAGAAAGCAAUGGCGAGAGGGUGUUGAUUGGAGAGGCUGGAGAUGGCUGGCCUGGAGGAGAGGAUGGAGUUGGUGGAGCUACCACUGCCCUCACCCUGGAAGAAGAGGGAGGAGAGGUUCUCACUGACGGUGCAGAGGACAAGACACCCCUGGAGAACAGGCUGGAUGAAGACUGUGAGGAUGAGCGGCCCUCUGAACAGAACUGUGAGGGUCUGAGUCCUCCAGAUGAAGAAGCAGAUAUAGAGAUGAGCAGGGAAGAAGACUCCUCGACACGGGCCACUAUCAUCAUGGUUCCCCUGGAGGGAAGCAAUGCGGAGCUACGCACGAGAAUCGUCAAAGAGGUCCGGAAACCUGGCCGCAAUUAUAAGGCAAUAUUCAGGCUCCUAGAUGAGGUGAAGGGGCCAGUGGAGGUGCAGAGGUACUUCAUCCAUCACGCCAUCAAAGAAGCCGCCAGAUUUAAGAAGCGUGUACUCAUCCAGCAGUUGGAGUCUGCACUGGAGGACAUUGAGGACAGGCAGAUGCUGCCAGCACAAGUGAACAAUGUCCACGGCAGAUAGUGAACUGUCCUCCUCGCUCACUGGUGUAGGUGACGAUCAGAGAAUACGGACGACUGGGCGAAGCAGAGUCUGGCUCCAUUCUACGGAUGACACGCAUCGGACAGUUCUUGCUUUUUAUAAAGGUUACAGAUCUGACCAUCGUCCCUGAUCAUUUUAGCACAUCGGGCAGUCCAUGAAUAAUAUGCACUCUCCAGCAACGGCAAGGUCACCGUGUCCUGAGAGGAUAGCAGAGGAGCAAGGCCAUAUGAAGCAAUUAUGUCUGUACGUCUGUAGCUGUCUGUCCAAUGUUGUAGACAUCAGUAUGUAGUUAUGAGUAGAGGAGAGCUUGAGCGGUCUUCGGUGGGUGUGUAACGUGUUUGUAAGGAAACACCUGCAGAUCGUUAGGUCAGAGAACAGGACAGAACACUCCAAACCAGCUUGGAUCGGCCCCCGUCCUGCUGUAGACCACUGUAGACCACUUAUCCAAGAGCAAUAAUCCUGAUCCUGGUCUGGUUUCACAUUUAUUAUCAAUUACUCAAGAGGUCUCAAUACAAGCUGAUGCCCAUACAAGCCGGGGUCCAUGUUUUCACCACCAUUUUGACCUGGGUGCGUUGGUUUAUGACCUCCACAGCUGGUUUGUUUCUGUGUAAAUGGUGACACGCAAUGGCAAACAACACACAACAAACCACACAAACAACCAGACCAGUUGAUUUGCCAUUCAGAGCCAAAUCAAUCGGGCAACAUACAGCAUAUCUUUAAAGCAAUAGGUUCAAAUAAUAGGUUCAAUCCAGUGGACACUGGGAAGCGUUGGUCCAGCCAGUUGUUGCAACAAAGCGCGCUCUGCCAGCUGGCCCUUCACUCGGCCCCCACAACGUCACUUUUAUUCAGACCAUGAGACACAGUCAGUACAGUAGUUGUUCUGAAGGUCUACUGCACCCUCUCAAAACGAGCACCUGUUCCUCACUGGGAGCACACGACUGUCAUCAGCUUCUUUUCACAUGCAAAAGCUACCUUAGUGACCACAUUGUUGUUCAUUUUGUUUAUUUUUAAAAAGCAGAUGUAUACAACUUUUUGAUGUUCAUAAAUAAUAUAGAUUAUUUUUGGAUGGUAUUCUUACCAGAAAAUGAGAAUAUUUUAAGAAUUGUAUAAAACAUUUUUUUAACUUUGUUAUUAUAUAUGAAAUGGAAAGUUUUAUGAUUUUUUUUAUGAAAAACAGUGAAAAUGAAAUAAACAACAUAAACAAAAUAAGCA
Astyanax mexicanus (Mexican tetra) is the source of this 4172-nucleotide messenger RNA. It is a transcript of the gene ints6l, whose product is annotated as integrator complex subunit 6 like. Gene Ontology annotation, biological process: snRNA 3'-end processing. The record is from RefSeq and is a predicted model, not a curated record. Bases 243 to 2942 code for a protein of 899 amino acids. Lineage: Eukaryota; Metazoa; Chordata; Actinopteri; Characiformes; Acestrorhamphidae. Gene Ontology annotation, cellular component: integrator complex. The transcript has 18 exons.